Molecule: messenger RNA, 720 nt
Organism: Scutellospora calospora
Lineage: Eukaryota; Fungi; Glomeromycota; Glomeromycetes; Diversisporales; Gigasporaceae
Source: the annotation of a GenBank genome assembly
AUGUCUUCCUCCAAAAUCACUCAGGUCUUUCGUAAGAGCAUUUUCCCAUCUCACUUUAUUAACUGUCGAGUACGAUGCCUUCAGUCGCCGAGUCUUAUGUUGAGGAACUCGAGACCUGACCUAUUUCAGUCAUCGUUUUCGAGAAAUUUUACAAAUGCAAAAGAUGCUGAGACUGGACAUGAAACUGAAGCUGUGGCACCAGAAGGUCCCAAAAAGAAGCUAGCGACAUCUCUUAGGGAACUGAUACAAAAAAACUUUGUUGAUAUUUCAAAAAAACUAAAAGAUCCUGUCACUCCACCUAUUCGGCCUGGGAAAAAUAUAUGGAUUGUGAUACGAGACAACUGGAAGCAAUUUCUGGGGAUCGGCAUUCUAACGGACUUUCUUUUUGCUUUGGUUAUGAACAAGGUCAGCGAGUAUCGUGUCAAUUUAACUUUAGAAAAUGGUACUCGGCCCAAGUCAAAAGUGCUGGAAGAUGAGUUUGUUCCUCGACCUCAAAUUUCAGAAACCCUUAGGAAAGUUUUUCAGCCAAAUGAACGUCAAUCAUAUUAUUAUGUCAUCUGCGGAGAACAUGGAACCGGGAAGACAACAUUGACCAGAAUAGAGGCAACAAAUGUUGGAAAAGGCGUUAUAUAUGUUGAUAUUUUGAGAACUUGGGAGAAGCUUUUGGAAAGGCUAUUAAUCUGUCAUUUUUCGAAGACGUCUCUAUUUCAGCAUUACUGA